UUCACACUACUGUGCUGCCCUGGCAAACUGCAAACAAUUAAAUACAAAUAUAUUGCGAAAUUUUGAAAAAUGAGCUUAGGUAAACGUGGAGCAUUUUUUGUUUUCGAAGGCUGCGACCGCAGCGGCAAGACUACACAAAGCAGACUCUUGGCCGAGUCCCUCAAGUCGAAGGGCAUUCAAACGUUGUCAAUGAACUUUCCGGAGCGUGAGUCUAGUAUUGGGCAGGUGAUAAACUCGUACUUAACCAACAGCAAGGAUCUGCCCGACGAGGUGAUUCAUUUGAUGUUCUCGGCGAACCGCUGGGAGUACAUGAACAAAAUCCGGAAGGAACUUUUGGCCGGCACAACGUUGAUUGUCGAUCGAUAUUCCUACUCUGGCGUGGCCUAUACCGUAGCCAAGGGAUUGGACUUUGACUGGUGCUAUGCCCCGGAACGGGGACUCAUUAAGCCCGACGCGGUGUUUUACCUCAAAACAGCGUCUGAGAACCUUUCGAAUCGCGGGAAAUACGGUGAAGAGCGCUAUGAAAAACUAGAGUUCCAGCACAAGGUGGCCGAGGUGUUCAAUCGGAUUUGCGAGCGUGAGUCCAGCUACUGGCAUGAAAUCGAUGCCAACCAGCCCGCGGCAGAGAUGCACACGCAGAUUUUAGGCAUUGUAGAGAAGCUGCAGCAGCAGGUGGAAGGGCAGCCGCUGGAGAAGUUAACCUAGCACAUAGCCCAGGCCCAGACCCAAGCUCAGGGCAAUUCAUUUACUAUCGCGCUCCAACGAGGGGAUUUAUUGUACAUUGAUUUAUGCCUUGCAAACGCAUUUGAUAUAAAUGUAAAAAUGG
Molecule: messenger RNA, 826 nt
Organism: Drosophila obscura
Lineage: Eukaryota; Metazoa; Arthropoda; Insecta; Diptera; Drosophilidae
Product: thymidylate kinase
Exons: 3
Coding region: 70-705 (211 amino acids)
Biological process (GO): dUDP biosynthetic process; dTDP biosynthetic process; dTTP biosynthetic process
Cellular component (GO): cytoplasm; mitochondrion; cytosol
Molecular function (GO): dTMP kinase activity; ATP binding
Source: RefSeq, a predicted model, not a curated record